AUGGUUAAGAGGCUGUUGUUAUUCAUAUUAUUAUCACUGAUAACUGCGAUUAAAUCCAGCCAUUUUAAUGGUGGUACGAUAACAUGGAAACCAGUAAAUAAUACUGAUCUAACUACACCAAUUCAAGUAUCAAUAACACAAAAUUAUGUAUGGGUAUUAACUGGAUCAUCUGGUAUUCCUUGUCCAGGUGUUGGUUCACUUGUUGUACUUGGUACAAGAACUGGUUGUUGUAACGCAACAUUAGAUUGUAUAUCAAAUUGCGGCACGACAUCCGCUGGUUAUGUUGCUCCACUUAUUGUUCCGUAUUGCACAAGUGUUAGUACAACAUUAAGUUUAACAUAUUCACAACGUACAGAUAUCGUUAAUUUAAAUUCAAAUGAUCAUUUUACCGCUGCAUUUGUUGCAAAUAGUGGAUCAUAUCGUGCACUUUAUGGUAGUGGUACAAGAUUAUGGGCAGUUGCAACAGACAUUGAUCUACGGCCAAGAACGGAUAAUGGUUUAAUAAAUACACCACCAAUUUCUCUUGUUUUCAUUCCAACAUCGAUACCAUUAGGUAAAACAACAAAAAUUCAAGUACCAUAUGUCGAUCCAGAUGGAGAUUAUGUUGCAUGUCGCUGGAGUACUGGAACAGAAUGUAAGGAUGUUUGUUAUCCAACAAAUAUACCAGCAAAUACAACAGUAUCAAAUACAGAUGGAUGUUUUAUAACAAUAACGCCUCUGUCAGUCAGUGACUGGUACUGUGCUCCAUUACAAGUCGAAGAUUUUUACACAAGUACAAGUUCAUCAUCACUCAGUUCCGUACCCGUACAAUUUUUAAUUAAUGUUUAUACUAUGCCAACUUAUACAGUUCCAGUAAUGAAUAGUACUGAUUCGGCUUGUAUUGGAGUACAAGUUGGUGUACAAUGGUCAACAACUUUAGAUGUCUAUCAGGCUGGUGGUACAUUGACAUCAAGAAGUAUAAGUACGAUUGAUGUUCAACAAACUUUUACACCUGGUGUAACAGAAGGAUCAAUUAUUCAGGCAACAACAGAUCACUCACUAUAUACAGAAAGUCUUUCUUGGACACCACAGCAAGCUGAUGUUGGACCACAAAUUGUAUGCGCUGUUGCCAGAGAUAGUUCAAAUAUACCAUCAAAUACGUAUUGUCUCAGCUUUGUUGUUGCAAGUGAUAGUGUUGGUAGCUGUCCAGGUCAACCCACAACCGUAACAACGACAACCACCACUAGCACCACAACAACAACGACAGCUACAACAACAACGUGA
Messenger RNA from Didymodactylos carnosus, 1263 nucleotides. Lineage: Eukaryota; Metazoa; Rotifera; Eurotatoria; Philodinida; Philodinidae. The record is from the annotation of a GenBank genome assembly.